UCUUGUUUUGGAGAAGUUAGUUAAUAUUAUGGCUCCGAAUGAUAUAUGCUAACAUCUGUGUUUGCAGGCAUGUUAUAUGGAGGUAGUAAGGAAGCUGCUGCUUCAGUUAGCAAAGAUGCAGAAGUAAUGUUGAAGCUUGGCAGCACUCCAGAUAAACGAGAGCAGUAUCGGUUGAUGCGGAAUGCGAUGGAAAAAAGGUUUAUCCGAGUCACUCGUGGCUCAAUUGUAGGUGGAGUUCGACUUGGAAUGUUCACUGCUGGAUUCUAUGGUUUACAAAAUUUGUUGGCUGAGAAACGGGGUGUCCAUGAUGUAUUCAAUGUUGUUGGUGCUGGUUCUGCAACUGCUGCAACCUUUGGUCUAAUUAUGCCUGGGUCUCUUCAAUGGCGUGCAAGGAACGUGGUGCUAGGUUCAGUCCUUGGAGCAGCUUUUUGUUUUCCUCUUGGUGUCACAACUAUUGCUGGAGGAAAGUCGAAUGUUGCAGGAUAUAGGGAUGAGCCUAGUGAGGAUGCAAAGUUCUCGAAUGAUUUUGAUGUGGUAUAUGUUCGACCGACCUGUUCCUUGUUACUUGUUAGUUAUCGAUAGAGGAAAUGCUGCUCUUCGACAAAUUUCACUUAACCAAGAUGAUUGUGAUUAUCAGUAUAGUUCAGUUUCUCCCACAGGUUAUUCCCCUAUUUGUUUGCUUUUCAUCCCAAUCAUUGGAAACAUUAACAAUCAUCUUCCUCACAUCACUUUUUGACAUGUUUUUUGUUUCCUCUUCUAGGAGGAAACUAAUAUGGACAUAAUUUUCCUUGAAAUACUUGAAUCAGAAUUUGAAAUUGUUGCACUCAAAACUUGAGGGACAGUAGACUUUGAAUUGAAAAAAAAACAUGGUUAAACUCGGUGAAAAGAGGGGCU
Hibiscus syriacus is the source of this 894-nucleotide messenger RNA. RefSeq lists its product as uncharacterized. Gene Ontology annotation, cellular component: mitochondrion. The transcript has 4 exons. Bases 46 to 582 code for a protein of 178 amino acids. The record is from RefSeq and is a predicted model, not a curated record. Lineage: Eukaryota; Viridiplantae; Streptophyta; Magnoliopsida; Malvales; Malvaceae.